GGAUGGGAGUGAGGGCGGGGGAGGCGGGAAGGCGGGGUCGAGGGGAAAGAAAGAAAGGAGGGUGAGGACCCGGAUGCUGAACCGGAUUGUGUAUGAAUUUUCCAUCCUCGCUGGAGAAGGGGAGGAGCGGAGGGUGACCUCGUAGGGCGGAAGGGGGCAUCCCAGCCGAGAGGAAGCAGGAACCUCACCGGCCCUGCGGGCUCCGAUUAGCAAAGGAGCGCCGGGAAGCGCUUUGGCCAAGUCUCUGCGAAAAAUCUGCCUCGAAGUUACUUAAAUCCGCUGCCUGUAGCUCGGGCAGUUUUGUUCAGGUCUGUCACCUCCCGGGGUUUGAGUGAAAGGAUCCGUUCUGCGUUUCCAGCUGCACUGAUAAUCGUCUGGCACUACUUAGCAAUUUUGAAAUCAGAUCAUUCCCUUUAAAAAAACAAAAAGCAACUUGCACGGUAUUCUGACUUUUUAUACUGCAAGUUUAUGCCCUGAUUUCAUCCUCCAGCGCGUUAGAACCAUGAGGUUCAUUCAGUCCUUCCCGUGCUUAUUGGGCGCCUGCCGUCUGGAAAACGAUCAGCUUUGAAGUUUAAAAACAAUGGAGAAGACUCAAGAAACAGUCCAAAGAAUUCUUCUAGAACCCUAUAAGUAUUUACUUCAGUUACCAGGUAAACAAGUGAGAACCAAACUUUCACAGGCAUUUAAUCAUUGGCUAAAAGUUCCAGAAGACAAACUACAGAUUAUCAUUGAAGUGACAGAAAUGUUGCAUAAUGCCAGUUUGCUCAUCGAUGAUAUCGAAGACAACUCAAAACUCCGACGUGGCUUUCCAGUGGCACACAGCAUCUAUGGAAUUCCAUCUGUCAUCAAUUCUGCCAAUUACGUGUAUUUCCUUGGCCUCGAGAAAGUCUUAACCCUUAAUCACCCAGAUGCAGUGAAGCUUUUCACCCACCAGCUUUUGGAACUCCAUCAGGGACAAGGUCUAGAUAUUUAUUGGAGGGAUAAUUACACUUGUCCCACUGAAGAAGAAUAUAAAGCAAUGGUGCUGCAGAAGACAGGUGGACUCUUCGGAUUAGCAGUAGGUCUCAUGCAGUUGUUCUCUGACUACAAAGAAGAUCUAAAGCCACUGCUUAAUACACUGGGGCUCUUUUUCCAAAUUAGGGAUGAUUAUGCUAAUCUACACUCCAAAGAAUAUAGUGAAAACAAAAGCUUUUGUGAAGAUCUAACAGAGGGAAAGUUCUCCUUCCCUACUAUCCAUGCUAUUUGGUCGAGGCCUGAAAGCACACAAGUGCAGAAUAUCUUGCGUCAGAGAACCGAGAAUGUAGAUAUUAAAAAAUACUGUGUACAUUAUCUUGAGGAUGUAGGUUCUUUUGAAUACACUCGGAGUACUCUUAAAGAGCUUGAAUCUAAAGCCUAUAAACAAAUCGAUGCACGUGGUGGGAACCCUGAGCUUGUAGCCCUAAUUAAGCACUUAAGCAAAAUGUUCAAAGAAGAGAAUGAAUAAUAUUAAGCCAUUUCCAGUUAGACCUGGUAGCUUAUUGCAGUUGACUAUUUUUUUGUCUUUUAGCCUAUCACUUUUUAAAAAAUUUGGACCGAGCUGUCACUCUCCACAAACCGAAUGAAUAAGGGUGAUGUAAAUGAGGUGGUUUUGAUUUAGAACCCCUUUGUAUAGAUAAUCAUCAUAGUACAAAGUUGAAAGAAUCAAAACAGGCCACAUUUAAGUAGGUCUGAUUUGAAUGUCAGAAUGUGCUAUGUCUGGACCUUAUGGACAACUGCCACAAAUGUUCUGUUGAUUCUGUCAAUAAAGAAGACUUCAGCUUCCAGGAAUUUUUAUCCAGAUACUUCCUAACUGUGCUAUAUGGACAAUUUCCCAUUCGUUUACCCCAGUUUCAAGUCAGUGACUCCUUGGGACCAGUUUCUGUAGCGAGCUGGCCCGAAGACCACUGGACCUCCUCUUCCUAAAUGUUGUUACUUAUAAUAUCUCGGUCUCUUCUUGGAAACUCCCUCACUAAAGUCUUCCAUGAAAAAGCUGACCUUGAUAAGCAUUAAGUGCACUAGUCUUUUUUUCUUACCCCCUUCCUUUUUUUCCUUCCUCCCUGCCCAGCAAAUUCUGCUUUUUAACCAGGGAGACUCCACUUAAUGAAAUUUAUACGCUAGUCCAAAUUCAUUCAUUUUUUUCCUUAUAAUUUGUGUCCCCAAAACAGAUUGAUACCUGGAUACAGCAAUGUCUUUCCAUUUGAGAAGAAACAAAAGGU
Molecule: messenger RNA, 2234 nt
Organism: Mustela erminea (ermine)
Lineage: Eukaryota; Metazoa; Chordata; Mammalia; Carnivora; Mustelidae
Gene: GGPS1
Product: geranylgeranyl diphosphate synthase 1
Exons: 4
Coding region: 581-1483 (300 amino acids)
Biological process (GO): isoprenoid biosynthetic process
Molecular function (GO): prenyltransferase activity
Source: RefSeq, a predicted model, not a curated record